Molecule: messenger RNA, 3576 nt
Organism: Ilex paraguariensis (yerba mate)
Lineage: Eukaryota; Viridiplantae; Streptophyta; Magnoliopsida; Aquifoliales; Aquifoliaceae
Source: the annotation of a GenBank genome assembly
AUGGAGCGAGUUCAAAUCGAAUUCAGUGGAAUCCAAAAAGUGACUGGAGAUCCUCUCCCUUUUGCAAGAAGCUAUCAGUUGGAAGCUUUGGAGAAAGCAAUUAAGCAGAACACAAUUGUGUUCUUGGAGACCGGUUCCGGGAAGACUCUGAUUGCUAUUAUGCUUCUGCGUAGCUAUGCGUACCUUCUCCGCAAGCCAUUGCCAUAUAUUGCAGUUUUCUUGGUCCCGACUGUUGUUUUGGUCACUCAACAAGCUGAAGCUGUGAAAAUGAACACUGAUUUGAAAGUGGGCAAGUACUGGGGAGAAAUGGGAGUUGACUACUGGGAUGCUGCUACAUGGAAGCAGCAACGGGAUGAGUAUGAGGUGUUGGUAAUGACGCCUGCUAUCUUACUUGAUGCUUUGAGGCAUAGCUUUUUGAAACUUGACAUGAUAAAGGUCCUGAUAUUCGAUGAAUGCCAUAAUGCGAGAGGUAGACACCCAUAUGCCUGCAUUAUGAUGGAAUUCUAUCACCGUCAGUUAGCUUCAAAUCAUUCUCAGCUUCCUAGAAUAUUCGGGAUGACUGCUUCCCCCAUAAAAGCAAAAGGUUCAAGCUCAGGAUCGAACUACUGGAAACAGAUUAGUGAACUUGAGAAUCUUAUGAAUUCUAAGGUGUACACAUGUGUCAAUGGCUUGGUGUUGGCCGAGUAUAUUUCAUAUUCGACUCCUAAGCUGAAGAUUUAUAAACACAUUGAUAUUCCUGCUCCGUUAUUUGAAUGCUGGGAAAAUGGAUUGGAGAGUUUGAGAAGAAAGCAUGAAACCUAUCUCAGAAAAUCAAAUAUUUCAGAGUCUACAGCAGAAUUAACAAAGAAAAGAUUAUUGAGGCUUUCAUCAACCUUCAUGUUUUGUUUGAGUGAGCUGGGUGUUUGGUUGGCUUUAAAGGCUGCAGAGUCCUUGUUGUGUGAAGAAAUUGACAUCUUUCAAUGGGGGAAAUUGGAUGUAUGUGGUGAGAAGAUUGUAAGAGAUUUCUGUUGUGAUGUGCUUGGUGCUUUCUCCACUUACAUACCAUCAGGUCCACAUUGGUCCAUUGGUAAUGACAGAAAUUCUGACUUGGUUGCUGGGUAUCUAACUUCAAAAGUCAUCUGUCUCGUAGAAUCUCUUCUUGGAUACAGGGAUUUCAAAGAUUUGAGAUGCAUAAUUUUUGUUGAAAGGGUGAUAACAGCGGUCGUUCUUCAAAAAUUUUUGAGUGAGUUGCUCCCAAAAUUAAGUGGUUGGAAGACAGAAUACAUGGCAGGGAAUCACUCUGGGCUGCAGACACAGAGUAGGAAAGAACAAAACAAAAUUGUUGAAGAAUUCCGCAAGGGCAGGGUGAACAUCAUUGUUGCAACCUCAAUUCUCGAGGAGGGUUUAGAUGUUCAGAGUUGCAUCCUUGUUGUCAGAUUUGAUCCCUCGGCGACUGUUUGUAGUUUUAUUCAGUCUAGAGGUCGUGCUAGAAUGCAGAACUCAGAUUUUUUAUUAAUGGUGAAAAGUGGGGACACUUCAACACUUACUCGAGUGAAAAACUAUCUGGCUAGUGGAGACAUAAUGAGGAAGGAGUCUUUACAACAUGCUUCCCUUCCUUGUGCACCUCCUGAUAGCGAAAUGUACAACGAGGCUUUUUAUAUGGUUGAAACCACAGGAGCGAUUGUGACUCUAAGUUCUAGUGUGGCUUUGAUUUACUUCUAUUGCUCACGGCUACCUUCUGACGGGUAUUUUAAACCCUCCCCUAUGUGUAAGAUUAACAACGAGUUGGAAAUCUGCACCUUACAAUUUCCUAAAAGCUGUCCAAUCACCACUGUUGAAGUUCGUGGCAAUGUCAAAACACUGAAGCAACUUGCAUGCUUAGAAGCGUGCAAGCAGCUUCAUCAGAUUGGUGCCUUAACAGACAAUCUUGUGCCCGAUAUUAUGGAAGAAGCUGAUACACAAGAACUGGGUUAUGAACCUAAUGUCGAUGAACAAAUGAACUACUUCCCUCCAGAAUUGGUUAGCCAAUUUGAGGAUGAUUCUGUGAAGUCGUAUCAUUCCUACUUAAUUGAGCUACGGAGGGACGUCGAGUAUAAUAUUCCACUUCAGGAUAUUGUCCUUGCUGUGAGGACUAAGCUUAAUUUUGAAGAUGACAGCUUGGCUUUUGAUUUAAAAGUUGAUAGGGGCAAGUUAACUGUGAACAUAAAAUAUGUUGGAGUUGUUAGUCUUACUUCUGAACAGGUUCUUCUGUGUCAAAAGUUUCAAAUCACGCUUUUCAGAGUUAUUCUUGAUCAUAAUUUGAACAAGCUGAAGGAGGUCUUAGAUGCAUGCCAUCACAGGAAUGAUGCUGCUGUGUUUGACUAUCUCCUGGUUCCAUGUACCAGCUCGCCUCGAACUUCAUCUAUAAUUGAUUGGAAAUGUGUUAGUUCUGUGAUGUUUUCAAGUGAUAAUCUCUGGGACCAUCAUAGUUAUUGUUCUUCCAAGGGUUAUGGUGGUUGGGUGCACACAAAGAAUGGUGUGGUAUGCCGCUGCAUGUUGAAGAAUUCUUUAGUGUGCACACCUCAUAAUGGUCAUGUGUAUUGCAUUGCUGGCACUCUCCCAAAUUUGGAUGGGAAUUCACUACUGCAUCUGAGGGAUGGAGAAGUUGUUUCUUACAAGAGAUACUAUGAAAAACGGCAUGGAAUUAUAUUGCAUUUUGAAAGUGAGCUAUUUCUUAAGGGGACCCAUAUUUUCACAGUGCAAAAUUAUGUUCAAAGAUGUAGACAACAGAAGGAGAAAGAGCGAAGUAAUGCAUCAGUCGAAUUGCCUCCAGAACUUUGUUUCAUAAUCAUGUCUCCCAUAUCCAUCUCUACGUCUUAUUCAUUCUCAUUUGUUCCAUCUAUCAUGCAUCGGAUCGAGUCUUUACUUAUUGCGGUCAACUUGAAAAAGAUGCACGCGAAUCACUGCACGCAAAAUGUUGUUAUUCCAACUGUCAAGGUUUUGGAAGCAAUUACCACCAAGAAAUGCCAAGAACAAUUUCAUUUGGAGUCGCUGGAGACCCUUGGGGACUCCUUUCUAAAAUAUGCCGCUAGUCAACAGCUAUUCAAGACCUACCAAAAUCAUCAUGAGGGCCUUCUUAGUGCCAAAAAAGAAAGAAUUAUUUCCAAUGCUGCGCUAUGUAAGCUAGGAUGUGAUCGUAAACUUCCGGGCUUUAUUCGCAAUGAACCUUUUGAUCCUAAAACAUGGAUCAUUCCUGGUGAUAAUUCAGGGGAUUAUGCAUUGGAUGAAGAGCUGCUUUCUAGUGCUACAAAACUCUAUAAAAGAGGGAAAAGAAAGAUGAAAAGUAAGACAAUAGCUGAUGUUGUUGAGGCACUAAUUGGUGCAUUCCUAAGCGCUGGAGGUGAAAUAGGAGCUCUAUCAUUCAUGGAUUGGCUUGGUAUAAAGGUUGAUUUUGUCAACAUACCAAAUGACAGGCACUUCCCAGUGAAACCAGAGAUGCUUGUUAACAUCAGAUAUUUGGAAUCCUUAUUGAAGUACUCCUUCCGUGAUGCUUCUUUGCUAGUGGAAGCUCUAACUCAUGGUUCUUACAUGUUGCCUGAGAUUCCAAGAUGUUAUCAG